AUGUCGAAGCUGGCAAUCGUCUUGUUGGCUUAUGCCCAGCUUACAUCCGGCUACUGUGUACCUGCAGGAGAGCUUGAGAAGAGAUCAAAUGUCCAGAAUGCGCGAGCAAUAACCUUUUCCACGGAUCUACAACCCACAACCAGUUACAGCAGGGCUAUAAAAACGUUGCAGUCGGUAUCACCAACAAUAGUUCCAUCAAUCACAGGAAGCAUUUUGACCGGAUUCCCACCGGGCGGAUUCACACGAGACCCUAUCGCGGGGCCUGGUGCCACCCAGGCAAGCGAGCUUUUAUGUCCAAAGGAAACGCCGCUUGCUCCUGGCCCGACAGCACCAUUAGGGCAACCUUCAUUGGACAUUUUCCAGCCUAUAGCAACGGGAGGGCCAGCACCUGAUAUUGAAUUCGUGGGUGGCCACGUUGUUCAGAAGAAUCAUAUCGUCGAUGGAGACGUACCAAUCCAAACAAACAAAUUCUAUGCCAACCUCUUCCUUGGUAGCCAGGGAUUUCCGGUUUGGACGCAUCCUUAUUCUCUAUCUUGGGCUAAAGGUGUUGGAAAUACAUAUGGCAUGGCGAUCAGUCACGUAGAGCGAGACAAGCUUUCUUUCGGCGGUGGUCCUAGUAACGAUAAGCCGAGAUACUUCAUCGCACCAAUUGGCAUUCAUGACAUUGUACUUUCUGCCGCCGAACUUGGCAGAGAUACAUAUCUCUCCGUUGAAGGCCUAAAAGCUUUCUCUGCCUAUGCGAACUUGGCCGCCUCUCAGACGUCUCGCGUCCUCAUGUCCAUUCCUUGUGUUCAGGGUAUGGGCUUUGUGACAGCCAUCUAUGAUAGAGCAAGGCCAAUUCUGAAUACCGGGGUUUUAUUCCGCACGUUGGACUACGUCAAGCCUGUUACUGGCGCCAGCGUCGGCACACAUAAAUACCGAAUUCAGCUCAACGACGGCACACAAUGGCUCCUCUACGCCACGCCAACUACUGCUCAGGGUGUCCCACCGUUCACCCUUAUCAAUAGCACCACUAUUACUGGACCGGCUUCAUUUGUGGGAAUGAUCCAGAUCACCAAGAAUCCAGAAGGUGCCGAUGGAGAGUCGGUAUUUGACGCAAGUGCUGGCGCAUACGCUAUCGGUGCCUCAAUUUCUGGCUCUGUUGAUGGACCUUCAGGAAGCUACUCGCUUACCUGGGCGAAGGGUGGUGUGCAGAGCCAGACUUUGCUCAUGUAUGCGCUACCACAUCAUGUGGAAUCAUUCGACCAAGAAACCAAGGCGGCUAUGAGGAAUAUCAGGCUUGUCACCAUCACCAAGGGGUAUGCCCGAGCAGUGCAAGCUGACAAGAUCACCAUGCUCGAAAACGAUCUUCCUGACACAAUCGGUUUUGCUCCUUGGGCCAAGGCUGCCAAUGGCGCCGCUGGCGGUUCAGAAAAUAUCAAUCUAAAUUCCGGAGCUCUUGCACUCAUCAAUCAAGCCGGUAUAGCUGAGCUGAGCCAGAACAUGGACAAGCAAACUAGACUGAAUAGUAUGUACUAUUCUGGGAAAGGCCUUGCGAAGUUCGCUGCUAUUAUAUACACGCUGAACAGUAUGACCGGCAACAGUCAGUACGCAGCAGCUGGGCUUGAGAAGCUCAAGGAUGCUUUGAACGUUUUUGUCAACAACACUCAACCUGAACCGCUUUACUAUGACACCGUUUGGAAGGGCGUCGUUUCAAGUGCGACGUACAGACCGCCAUUUGACACCGGCCUUGACUUCGGUAACACCCUGUAUAACGACCAUCACUUCCACUACGGCUACUUCGUCUGGACUGCCGCGGUGAUUGGACAUCUUGAUCCUACUUGGCUCGAAGAAGGCAUCAACAAAGCCUGGGUCAACACCUUAGUCCGAGACUUCGCGAACCCGGUUACUGAUGAUUACUUUCCGUUCUCGCGCUCGUUUGACUGGUUCCACGGGCACUCCUGGGCCAAGGGUCUGUUCGAGUCCGGCGACGGCAAGGAUCAGGAGUCGACUUCCGAGGACGCUUUCGCUACAUACGCCCUCAAGAUGUGGGGUAAGAUUAUUCGCGACCCGAAUAUGGAAGCUCGUGGCAACCUUCAACUUGCUGUCCAAGCGCGCAGUAUGAAGAACUACUUCCUUCUCACGUCCGACAACAAGAACCAACCGCCACAGUUCUUACAAAAUAAGGUUACUGGCAUUCUCUUCGAGAACAAGAUCGACCACACGACAUACUUUGGCGCGAACACAGAGUACAUUCAAGGCAUCCACAUGAUCCCUCUCAAUCCCUCCUCAGCCUACACCCGUUCUCAACGGUUUGUGCAAGAAGAGUGGGACAGGUACUUUAGCAACGGCCGCGCUGACCAGGCCCAGGGCGGCUGGAAGUCUAUUAUAUACGCUAAUCUUGCGUUGAUCGAUCCGCAGACGAGCUAUGAUUUCUUCGCAGAUCCCAACUUCAACGCGGACCUAGACGGAGGGGCUAGUCGGACUUGGUACCUUGCCUAUGCGGCCUCGAUGCUG
Messenger RNA from Cucurbitaria berberidis CBS 394.84, 2496 nucleotides. RefSeq names its product glycoside hydrolase family 81 protein. The record is from RefSeq and is a predicted model, not a curated record. Gene Ontology annotation, molecular function: glucan endo-1,3-beta-D-glucosidase activity; endo-1,3(4)-beta-glucanase activity. The annotation marks the transcript as partial. Gene Ontology annotation, cellular component: cell surface. The transcript has 2 exons. NCBI's taxonomy places the organism in Eukaryota, Fungi, Ascomycota, Dothideomycetes, Pleosporales, Cucurbitariaceae.